AUGGCUCCAGUGUUGGCAGCAGCAGACAUUUCCGUUGUGGCGCUGUAUUUUUUGCUGGUCUUGUCCAUCGGGUUAUUUUCCAUGUGGAAAGUCAGACACGGCACGGUCAGCGGGUACUUUCUUGCUGGACGUUCUAUGACUUGGGUAGCUGUCGGGGCUUCUCUGUUCGUUAGCAACAUCGGCAGCGAGCAUUUCAUUGGCUUGGCAGGGUCCGGGGCAGCGAGUGGGUACGCUGCAGGUGCCUAUGAAUUCAACGCGCUAGUGCUUCUGCAACUCUUGGGCUGGGUCUUUGUUCCAGUCUACAUCCAUUCACGGUUGUAUACCAUGCCAGAAUAUCUUUCAGUGCGCUAUGGGGGCAAGCGACUCAAAGUGUACUUUGCUGUUCUCACCCUAGCGCUCUACAUUUUUACCAAACUCUCGGUGGAUCUGUAUUCAGGUGCUCUCUUCAUUCAGGAGUCACUGGGCUGGAACAUCUACCUCUCCAUGAUCCUACUUAUAAGCAUGACAGCUCUGAUGACAGUCACUGGGGGGUUGACGGCUGUCAUCUACACGGACACCCUCCAGGCAGUCCUCAUGAUCGUUGGGUCUCUCUGCCUGAGCGUCUUCAGUGUUGUCAAAGUUGGAGGCCUGGAGGGUUUGCAGCAGAAGUACAUGGAGGCUAUUCCGAAUGUCACCGAAAUCCUGAGAACUAGCAACUUCACGUACACCAACACGUGCCGCAUUCAUCCCAAACCACAAGCGUUUAAGCUGCUGCGUGGCCCCUUAGACGAGGACAUUCCCUGGCCUGGCUUCCUCCUGGGGCAGACUCCCGCCUCCAUCUGGUACUGGUGUGCAGAUCAAGUUAUUGUGCAAAAGGUGUUAGCUGCCAAGAACAUUGCCCAUGCCAAGGGCGCUACUCUCAUGGCAGGGGUCCUGAAGGUGCUGCCCAUGUUUGCCAUUGUAAUCCCAGGCAUGAUUUCCCGAAUCCUCUUCACAGAUGAAAUUGUCUGCAUCAGCCCGGAACAUUGCAUGCAGGUGUGUGGUAGCCAGGCAGGCUGCUACAACGUCGCCUACCCACGGCUGGUCAUGAGCGUCAUGCCGACAGGCCUACGAGGACUGAUGAUGGCGGUUAUGAUCGCUGCCUUGAUGAGUGACCUGGACUCCAUCUUCAACAGUGCCAGCACCAUCUUUACACUUGACAUCUACAAAUUGGUGAGGAAGCGGGCAUCGCCCAGAGAACUGGUGAUGGCUGGCCGGCUUUUUGUUGUCUUAAUGGUGGCCUUCAGCGUAAUGUGGGUCCCUCUUAUUACUGAGAUGCAUGGGGGCCAGAUGUACCCAUACAUUCAAGAAGUAUCUGACUACCUCACCCCCUCCGUUGCUGCCCUUUUCCUGCUGGGGGUUUUCUGCACACGUUGUAAUGAGGCUGGUGCUUUCUGGGGAGGGGUUACUGGCUCCAUCUUGGGGAUUAUCCGCUUGAUUCUUGUGUUCAUCUACAGGGAACCGCCCUGCGAUCAGCUAGAUGACAGGCCUGCCUUCAUGGUAAAUGUUCAUUUUAUGUAUGUGGCAGCGGUACUGUUCUGGAGUUCAGGGUUUAUGGCCGUGGCGGUCAGCAUCUGCAGCCCUCCACCAAGCAGGGACCAAAUCCUCACCACCACCUUUUGGGGACUCUGUCAUGGGGAGCAGCGGCUCAUGAGAAAUGCAAAGAAAGUCCAGAAAAAUCUAGCUGUCUCCCAUAAAAGCAAUGGCAGCUACAGCAAUGAACGAUCCAUGGAUGUUCAGGAGGAAACGCGAAAAGAUGGGCCCGAUGCUGAGCUGCUUCCUUCUCCUUCCAUUGGCCCUGUGGCCUCAAGCAAAGCGAAAGCUGCACCUGCAGAGCAAUUUGAGAAUGGAAACGCAGGCCGAGUUGAUGAGCCCCGUGGAGAGGAGCACAGCCGCAGCGAGGAAACUCAAGCGUGCUGGAGGAUGACGGAGUGGUUCUGCAGAAACAAGAAGUCAAAGGCAAACGGUCAAGCAAAGACGGUGCAGGAGGAGAUCUUCACUGAGGAGAUGUUAUAUGAACCUCCAAAAACCAAACUAGCCCUGUACCUCGGGCUACUCUUCGUAUGCGCUCUGGCACUGUUCUUCUUUCUGUAUUUCUCUUUGUAG
Scleropages formosus (Asian bonytongue) is the source of this 2124-nucleotide messenger RNA. Its product is annotated as sodium/myo-inositol cotransporter-like. Gene Ontology annotation, biological process: myo-inositol transport; inositol metabolic process; transmembrane transport. Bases 1 to 2124 code for a protein of 707 amino acids. The transcript has a single exon. NCBI's taxonomy places the organism in Eukaryota, Metazoa, Chordata, Actinopteri, Osteoglossiformes, Osteoglossidae. Gene Ontology annotation, cellular component: plasma membrane. The record is from RefSeq and is a predicted model, not a curated record. Gene Ontology annotation, molecular function: D-glucose:sodium symporter activity.